AUGGCCUCCUCGGGCCCCCCCGGCUCCUGCUGCUCCCACGGGCCGGCCGUGCCCGGCGUGCACCAGACCGCGGCGGAGAUGGACUUCGAGAGAGGGGUCUGGUCGGCUGCCCUGGACGGGGACCUGGGGCGGGUCCGGAAGCUGCUGGUGGAGAAGCGGGUGGAUCCCAGCGAGCCCGACCUGGCUGGCUACACCGCCCUGCACUACGCCAGCCGCAAUGGGCACGGCGCCGUCUGCCAGUUCCUGCUGCAAAGUGGGGCCCGGUGCAACGCCCAGACCCACGGCGGGGCCACUGCCCUGCACCGAGCCAGCUACUGCGGCCACGUGGACGUGGCCAGGCUGCUGCUGGCCCACGGAGCCGACCCUGGCAUUGCGGAUGACGACGGCAUGACAAGUUUGCAUAAGGCCGCUGAGGGAGGCCACCGUGAGCUCUGUGAGCUCUUGCUGCAGCACAGCCCGGGACUGAAGGGCAUCCAGGACAGGAGGGCCAGGAGAGCAUGUGAUCUGGUCCCCAGCAGCAGCGCCUUGCGGGACCUCCUGGAGACCUGA
This is a messenger RNA of Emys orbicularis (European pond turtle), 549 nucleotides long. RefSeq names its product ankyrin repeat domain 39 (gene ANKRD39). Gene Ontology annotation, molecular function: protein binding. The record is from RefSeq and is a predicted model, not a curated record. The transcript has 4 exons. The coding region runs from base 1 to 549 and encodes 182 amino acids. NCBI's taxonomy places the organism in Eukaryota, Metazoa, Chordata, Testudines, Emydidae.